AUGGGGAAACAGAAUAGCAAACUGGCCCCUGAAGUGAUGGAGGACCUGGUAAAGAGCACAGAGUUUAAUGAGCAUGAGCUCAAGCAGUGGUACAAAGGAUUUCUCAAGGACUGUCCAAGUGGGAGGCUGAACCUCGAAGAAUUUCAGCAGCUCUAUGUGAAGUUCUUCCCAUAUGGUGAUGCCUCCAAGUUUGCCCAGCAUGCAUUCCGAACCUUUGACAAGAACGGGGACGGCACCAUCGACUUCCGAGAGUUCAUCUGUGCCCUGUCCAUCACCUCCAGGGGCAGCUUUGAGCAGAAGCUGAACUGGGCCUUCAACAUGUAUGACCUGGAUGGUGAUGGCAAGAUCACCCGAGUGGAAAUGCUGGAGAUCAUUGAGGCGAUCUACAAAAUGGUGGGCACUGUGAUCAUGAUGAAAAUGAAUGAGGACGGCCUUACACCCGAGCAGCGAGUAGACAAGAUUUUCAGCAAGAUGGAUAAGAACAAAGAUGACCAGAUUACACUGGAUGAAUUCAAAGAAGCUGCAAAAAGCGAUCCUUCCAUUGUAUUACUUCUGCAGUGUGACAUUCAGAAAUGA
Chrysochloris asiatica (Cape golden mole) is the source of this 576-nucleotide messenger RNA. RefSeq names its product visinin-like 1 (gene VSNL1). NCBI's taxonomy places the organism in Eukaryota, Metazoa, Chordata, Mammalia, Afrosoricida, Chrysochloridae. The transcript has 3 exons. Gene Ontology annotation, molecular function: calcium ion binding. The coding region runs from base 1 to 576 and encodes 191 amino acids. The record is from RefSeq and is a predicted model, not a curated record.